This is a messenger RNA of Truncatella angustata, 1002 nucleotides long. RefSeq lists its product as uncharacterized. The record is from RefSeq and is a predicted model, not a curated record. The transcript has 2 exons. Lineage: Eukaryota; Fungi; Ascomycota; Sordariomycetes; Amphisphaeriales; Sporocadaceae. Bases 1 to 1002 code for a protein of 333 amino acids.
AUGGAUAACGAUUUUGCCUUCGAGUUCUUUGAUAAUGGUGCCGACAAUCCGCGCUAUGACACGCCCGAUUACACAAUAUUGGAUGUGCAUACAAUCGAGCCAACCAUAGGACGGAACGAAUCGCUAAGUGGUGAAACCCCGAGCCCGUCCAUUAUGACUUUCGUUGGAAGAUCUCCCAGCGUGAGAACAUCAGGGCGCGACAAGUUUACCAGAGUAGAUAGCCACCUCGAAGGACUCAGUGACUUAUUCAAUUUAGGAAAGAAGAUCACUCUUCAGAUCGAAUUGGUUUACAAAGAAGAAGUCGAACUUGCCACCGCAGCCACCGGAUCGAGGAAGACGAAGACCAAGAAACAGAGUGCUACCGAGGCUCAAAAAGCUCAGAGAGCAGCUGAGGCUGGCUUUUGGACUCGUGUGUACAAGCACCAUCGCUGCAGAGCUAAGCACUGCAAGCAAGGACCCCACUGUUGGGCGGAUCAGCAGGGAAACCACCAUAAACUCGAGGCAACAGAUCUGGAACAAACACUUGAGGAUCUCAAGGACAAAAUGAAAGAAGGAGAGAAGGAAGAAGAUAUUGAUGUUGGUGUUGAGAUCCCCGCCAAGAUCCGUGAUAAUGUCUUGGCGAAGAGCCGCAAGCGCAAGGCGGACCGGGCUCCAGGCAAUUGUCGUCAUAAUAAGACCCAUGUCUCAAAUCAAUGCGGCUCAUGCAGCGAAUCCGACACAUUUCGUAUUGCGGGGGACAGGGCUGAGAAGCUCAGGGAGUAUUGUGAUUGGACAUUAGCGCAGACGCAAGAUGUGAGCUGGAGGGCGGAGCUGAGAGUGGGUAACAAGCAUGCAACGGAUAACUUCCUGGAACUGAACUCUAUUCUGCAAUUCCCCAAAGUUGCGACCGAUGUCCUUGUCAGGAAAGGGGUCAAAAUUGGUGUCGCGUUGCAAUUCGUCAGUAAGACUAAUAUCGAGAAGUGGUGGAGAGAGUCACAAGCUGCAGGACAUGUAGUUCUUUAA